Molecule: messenger RNA, 1410 nt
Organism: Telopea speciosissima
Lineage: Eukaryota; Viridiplantae; Streptophyta; Magnoliopsida; Proteales; Proteaceae
Product: protein MID1-COMPLEMENTING ACTIVITY 1-like
Exons: 7
Coding region: 1-1164 (387 amino acids)
Biological process (GO): cell surface receptor signaling pathway
Source: RefSeq, a predicted model, not a curated record
AUGGAGAACGUAGCACAGGCGGUAGGAGUGGACGCAGUGGGUCUAAUAUCGAUGAUCGUAACGGCCGCCAGGAACGUCAAGACGCAUCGGAAGAACUGCGAGAAAAUGGCACGGCAUGUGAAGAUGAUCAGGAACUUGCUGGAGAAGCUUAAGUCUACGGACCUCAGGAAGUUUCCGGCAACCGGAGAACCACUGGAGCAACUAGAGGAUGCACUCAGGAAAGCGCUCGAUCUUGUGGAGAGUUGCAGAGAGAGGAGUUACCUGUACCUGUUGGCCAUGGGAUGGAGUAUAGUAUAUCAGUUCCGUCAAGUUCAGACCGAGAUCGAUCGCUACCUCAAGCUCGUCCCUUUGAUCUCGCUCGUCCACGGUUACCGCAUUCAGCCACAGGAUCAUUUGCAAGCUAUCGAAGAUGACAAUCGAAAUUACACUUUAGAUGAAGAUGAUGCAGAGGCUCAAGGGGCUGUGUUGAAGUCUGAUCUUACCAAUGAAGAUGCAAAAAUUUUGGAGAAGUCUCUCUCGCGCCGGUAUCCUCACUUAGAAUUCAGUGAGGCUCUUCAGGAGGAAAAGAAUAAGUUACACGUUGAGUUGCAGAGGUCACAAACUGUCAACAAUAUCCAAGAGUGCACUGUGAUUCAACAUCUCAUUGAGGUUACAGAGAACGUUAUUAAUGUGUUUCCUGAAAAGGAUGGGACUAAACACCGACAAAUUACUUGCACUGGACCAGGGAAUGGAUCUACGCCAAAAACCAGUACCAAGUCUCGUGACUUGAAAUCAGAAUGUCACAGCAAAUCCGAGUGGCAAACUGAUCUUUUUGAUUGUUGCAUUGAGCCUCGUCUAUGCGUGAAGACUUGCUUCUGUCCAUGUGCCACCUUUGUAUCAAUAGCAAAUGUGGCAUCGAGAGGAAAAAUUUCUAAAGGACAAGCAUGCCAUGACCUGAUGGCUUACUCCUUUGUACUUGGAUGUUGCUGUUAUACUUGUUGCAUGAGAGGAAAACUUAGGAAACUAUUUUAUAUAAAGGGAGGCCCAUGUGAUGACUUUUUAAGUCAUGUCAUGUGUUGCUGUUGUGCGCUGAUUCAAGAGUGGCAUGAGAUUGAACUCAGAAGCCACGACGGUUACCAGGGGAAGAAUUUGAGCCCUCCACCGUUUCAGGAUAUGAAGCCUUAAACCUGUCAUUUAAUCCCAUGACUGUCUUGUUUCACUGAAUAUAUUGCUUGCUCUCUUGUAGUUGAGGAUAUAUACCUCCUACACACACAAGCACAUAUACAUUGCAUAUAUAUACAGAGAGAGAAUCUGGUAAAAAUAAGGUGGACAGAAAAUGAAGCAGGGGGCUAUGUAAACAUGGAAGAAAAAUGUCAAUACUAUGUGGCUGAUUUAUCAGGUGAAGUUGAACUGGCUGGGAUUUUAUAUUUC